Molecule: messenger RNA, 3012 nt
Organism: Mercurialis annua (annual mercury)
Lineage: Eukaryota; Viridiplantae; Streptophyta; Magnoliopsida; Malpighiales; Euphorbiaceae
Exons: 4
Coding region: 1-3012 (1003 amino acids)
Molecular function (GO): RNA-DNA hybrid ribonuclease activity; nucleic acid binding
Source: RefSeq, a predicted model, not a curated record
AUGAUAGCACGGCAUAACGAAUUGAGGGAGAAAAUUAGACAGUUAACCUCGCUGUAUGAUAUUACAUCGGCUGAAUGCAUCUAUGAGGACCAGGAGCAAGAUCCAACAGGAUCGCUGCGGAUCGGGGACAUACGAUUGGCAACCGGGAAGUUAGAAGACGACCUUGCCCAAGUACAGGACGACCUCCUUGAAAUCAAUCUAGGGACAGAGAAAUCACCUAAGCCUAUAUAUAUCAACGCAGGAUUGGACGAGGGAUUCAGAGAGCAACUGAUCGCCUUACUCAUUGAGUUCCGCGACUGUUUUGCCUGGUCGUACGAGGAAAUGCCGGGCCUUGAUCCUGAUAUCGCCGAACAUAAGCUUCCAUUAAAGAGUGGGUUUCGGCCAUUUCGGCAACCUCCCCGGCGAAUGUCCAGGGAAGUGGAUACUCUCAUACAAGAUGAGAUUAAGCGGCUGGAAGAUGCCAAGUUCAUUCGGGAAGCCCAAUACACCGAAUGGCUCUCCAAUAUCGUGCCAGUGAUGAAGAAAAACGGGAAGCUACGAGUAUGCGUAGACUUUCGGAACCUCAACCUUGCUACACCUAAGGACGAGUACCCGAUGCCUGUGGCCGAUAUGCUGAUAGACAGGGCAGCAGGACACACGAUACUCAGUUUCCUCGAUGCACACUCCGGGUACAACCAAGUUCCGAUCAGCAAGGAAGAUAUCUCCAAAACGGCUUUUAGAUGCCCCGGGCCGAUCGGAGCCUACGAAUGGGUCGUGAUGCCUUUUGGCUUAAAAAACGCAGGGGCAACAUAUCAGAGGGCGAUGAACAAGAUGUUCAGAGGCCUUGAAUGCCUUGAGGUCUACAUCGACGAUGUCGUAAUCAAGUCAAAUACCGGCGAAGUUCAUUUGGCCGAUCUCCGGAAAGGUUUCGAGCGUAUACGACGUAAUGGCUGGAGUGUUUUGCUAAGAGGAAAAGAGACCGACGAGUGGAUAUGGACGGACGAGCAACAGCGGGUUUUCGACGAUUUGAAAGGUUACUUGGCAAAACCUCCUGUUAUGACCCCUCCAAAGCCGAACAAGCCAUUGUUGCUAUACCUAUCGGCUGCACACGAGUCCCUAGGAUGUAUGCUCGCCCAAGAGGACGAUGGGGUCGAAAGAGCAACCGAUAUCAUCAAGUAUAUCUUAUCGAAGCCAUACCUGAGGAAUCGGAUUGGAAAAUGGGCGAUUGCAAUGUCCGAGUUUACACUGGUGUACGUUCCUCAAAGAGCAGUAAAAGGACAAGUGUUGGCAGACUUCUUGGCCGAUCACCCUGGUAUUACCCUCAUGGAAGAGACACCUGGUCGAGUAGACAUCACGUCCUUCGACAUCGCCGUGUGGAAGAUGUGGUUCGACGGAUCCAGGACAAGCCAGGGGGCAGGCGCGGGAGUACACAUCGUUACGCCCUUGGGGGCAUCCUACCAGUUGUCAUUCAGACUCCAAUUUGAAUGUACCAACAAUCAAGCGGAAUAUGAGGCCCUCAUAUUCGGUUUCGAGAUCUUAGCCGAGCUAGGGGCGAAGGCGAUUAGUGUAAAAGGAGAUUCUUUGCUAGUCAUUAAACAAGUGACAGGAGAAUUCAAAUGCGAGUCCGAGCUGUUGGUGAGGUAUUGCAACAAGGCGAAACACCUGAUCGAAGGCUUUCAGGAUACAAGGAUAGAAUACACAGAGAGGGCCGAUAACGGCGUUGCAAACGACCUAGCUCAGCACGGUAGUGGUUACAAGGUAAACCAAGAGUUCGACGCUAUAGAGAGGGAAACACCGAACCUCCACACCGGGGGCAUCACAAUCGACGAAAGACAAUUCUCGGUUUACCAGCUGGACGUCACCCAAGAUUGGAGGGACGAGCUCCUGAAGUGGUUCGAAAAACCAGACGCCACGAAUAGGAGGUUGAGGACUUUAGCCCUUAGUUACGUGGUCUUAGCCGGCGAAUUAUAUAAGAAGGGCUUUGAAGGGAUACUCUUCAGAUGCAUCGGUCCAAAAGAGGCGAUGCUUGCUAUGGCCGAGGUACACGAAGGUAUAGCAGGCGCCCACCAGGCGGGCCCCAGAAUGAGGUGGCUUAUCCAUAAAUACGGCUUUUAUUGGCCGAAAAUGGAACAAGACUGCAUAAGAUAUGCCAAAGGUUGCGAAGCUUGUCAGAAAUUCGGCCCAAUACAACACGUCCCGGCCGAAGACCUGCACUCCAUCAUCAAGCCAUGGCCAUUCAGAGGAUGGGCGGUCGACCUGAUAGGGAAAGUAUACCCCGGCUCGUCUGAUGGUCAUACUUUUGUGAUUAUCGCCACUUGUUACUUCACCAAGUGGGUCGAAGCUAAACCUUUGAAGUCGCCGACACAAGAAGCGAUAAAAAUGUUGCACUCAACACCGUACUACGCCCAGGCCAACGGGCAAGCCGAAGCCACGAACAAAGCCAUCAAGCUCAUAGUUCAAAAGAUGAUUGAAGAAAACCCAAGGCAAUGGCAUGUGCUUUUAUCAGAAGCUGUUUGGGCGAAUAGAACCAGUCAGAAGUCGGCUACUGGGACCUCGCCUUUCAGGCUGGUUUAUGGCUACGAUGCGAUGUUGCCAAUGGAGCUGACCGUCACGUCCACUCGCCGCAGAUACCAGAGCGAAUUGUCCAAAGAGGACUACUUUGACAAAAUGGUGAUAGAUUCUCUCGACCUUGACGAAGAACGUUUGACGGCGUUAGAUCACUUAGAAGCCCAGAAAAGAAGGGUCGAGAGAGCUUACAACAAACGGGUAAAACGAAAAGUUUUUACGGUGGGCGACAUAGUAUGGAAAGCAGUCUUGCCUAUCGGCCAUAAAGACACUCGGCUUGGCAAAUGGAGUCCGAACUGGGAAGGCCCCUUUAUUGUGGUCAACAAGUUAGAAGGCGGUGCUUACUUGCUGGCAAACAUUGAUGGAGAAGAACACGAAAGGGCAAUCAACGGCCAAUUCCUGAAAAAAUACGUCCCUAGCUGUUGGGAGGGCGUAGACCGUCGGUUGUUUGGAGCCACCGAAGAAUAA